CAUUUUCUUAUGUCCACCUACACGGCUUGAGAUGGCUUCAUUGUUCGCUAAGCGAUUCAAAUGCUUUUAUUGCGGGCGUCGCUCGGCCCACUCCGACAGCGACACUGCCCGCAAAUGGCGUUGCAAACAUUGCGAAGCCGUUAACUACCUGGAUGAGAAAGGAGAAAUCACGGAUCCCCCCGCUGCAGAAACAAAUCCAGACGUCUACGGUCCCGGGGCAUCGAGCCCACCGUUCGAAUCCACCGACUUUACGGCCUCCAGCUUAUUCUGCGCCCAGUGUCUUCGAAACCAACACCUCUUUACCAGCGCUUUAGCGUCCUAUUUUCCGUCAUCUGAUGAUCCGAACUACAGCGCAUAUGAGAAGGAGUACCCCAAAUUCCGCAAGAACUUAGAGGAGCGUUAUCCGCAGGUGUGCGUCAAAUGCGAACCCAGAGUGAAGCAACGCAUACGUCAGGCAGGAUAUGAAGCCAAGUCAGACCACCUGAGACGCAUGAUGGACCGGAGUAAAGCUGGAAGGGCCGCUCGGCAAGCACGUCGAUGGAACUGGAGGAACCUGUUGGUCUUAGCUGGUGCUCUGGGUUAUUGGAUUAGUGUUGCUGGUCAACUUAGCUGGAAUGUGUGGAGUGCUUUGACUGUUGAGGAGUGGGAACCGCUGCAGGAUCCAGACUCCCCCUCGAUGUCGCCCUCUAUUUUCUCUUGCGUGAACCUUCUAUUCGAGACCCGCCGCGUGCCGAACCAUUGCUCAAUAGACCUGGCACCGUAUGCCGGUCUUGCGCUGAUUGCGGGCAUCCUGUCCAUUUGGUGGAACCCGAAAUUGCGACUCAAGGUUGAAGGGCGAGGAGGUCGCUUCGUCAAACUAGGAGAGUACUACCAGGUUCAGCUCAUCAUUUUGGUGGUGCGAUGCGCUUUCUGGGGCGUCUUAAGGGAUCCGUCAUCAAGUGGACUGCCACCAGACCUGCCACCAACAUUGCAUCUCUUCAUGAUCUUUUUCACAAUUAUGUCUGUCAUGGUCUCCCGGCGGAUAGUGCGCUACGAUACCCGGCCAUUGGUAGACUGGACCGAUGACACGCCCGCAGCCACGCCAAACCGCAGAACCGAAGCUUCCCCUCCGCCCUCUACGACUACCGGACAGGAGUUUUCGACCCCAAGCUCCAAUCUUCGGCAGCGCACCUCUCGUUUCCCUCUCGAAAAGCUAGGCACCCCAAGGGCGACCACACCGCGGGCAGCCCUCGAGACCCCAACCAUUCCCACACCACCUCCAGAAUCGGAUGACAUGGACUGGACUCCCUCCGUGCAGCACGAACUCACACCGACUGUCAGCGUUCAUCAAAGGGAUCAGAAGUCCGUGCUCGAUGGGCCGAUGCCUUUCUAUGGAUCCGUUCCUGCUGCACCACAGCCACCCGCAUGGAACCUGCGCAAUAAACCCGCUCAGCGUGUGAAACCAAUCGAACAAGUCGUUGAACGCAACCCAUUCCACCGCACUCCUACUCAAAACCUCCGAUGGCAUCGCAACCAAAACAGCCCAGACUCGGUGUUUGCACCUCCCAAGUUUUUCCCUGUGAGCGACCAUGCUGCGACUACCGGACUCGAAAGUUUAUUUGACCGAACCUUCACUAUCAAGUCGCCCGAGGAUGAAGAGGACAGCUCUUGGCAGUCUCGCCAUCAAUCAUCGAACUCGCACUCUCGCCAGUCUGCCAACUUGCGGGGUUAUUUUGUGUACCAAUAUCUUCGGUUAGGCCUGCUACUUGUCUCACUCGUUGCCUGGGUCCUCUCACAGUAUGACCGCUUGUCAAUCCCAGGGAACUAUGUAGAGGUGGCCUCCUUGGGCAGUGCUAGCCUGAUUGCUGGAUUCGCUCUCUUGGAGGCCCUCAAGCAACCUAUCGUGCAGUGGAACGGCAUGGAAAUUCUUGUUUACUUUGCGGAGCUUGUGGCAGCUGUCCACCUCGGCGGGAACCUGCCGCGAGUGUCAAUCGAGCGCCAUUACUUCGACAGAUACGGCCAGCUGCUUCUGGUGUUCAUGGCGGUCCAGGAGGCGCUGGGUCUGCUCUCGCUAUAUAAUAUAGCCAGGGCAAGCAGCACUGGUCCUCAGCCACAACAAUCCGGCCAUAACUCGCCAUCGAAUGGCGAGAAUCCCGGGCACUCUCCUCAACCGGCAAUCGAUUACCAACCCCUGCAAUCAUUCUCUUCUCAGCGGUCUGCGCCGCCGCUUUCUUUCUCUUCUACUCUCCCUACCUCUAGCUUUGCGACACAAUCGCCGGAGCCGUACUACUCGCUUGCACCCUCUCCAUACGACGGUUCCUCCAGCAAGGAUCACAGCUUCAGUCUCAAAAGCCUAAAAGGGAACGAUUCUGACGCCUCAGAUUAUUACGAUCGAGAUUCAGACACGGAGACAACCGUGACUACCGCAACCACUGCUACUAGCAACACCGUGCGGAAUAUCCGGUACGGACGGGCUGCCAGCGAGGCGAUGUUCUCGCCGCGACGAACCGAGCUGGGACCCGGAAUUGGAGGGUUGAGUCUCGAAGAUAGGCCCGCCCGGCGAGUCACCCGGAGCCAGUCGAAACUCCAAGGCGAGGGCUUUCGUCGAUUCCCGACUCGGGGCCUGAAAUAGGCCUGUUUCUGAUCUUUUUUUUCGCUUUUGUCAGAAUUUUCUUUCUUGUGCUUCUACUUUCGCAUUCUGUUCCAGGGUGCAUCAUCUUCAGCGCUUGCACUAGAGGAGUUGGGUUAGCUGUGCUUUGAUUGUAUUUAACUUGUUCACACUGUUCAUACGCGGGUCGCAUAUUGUGGGGGUUAUUGUACUUCUGUUCUUCGUUUCCUACUUCAUCUUAGGCCCUCGUGGAGAUUGUUUCGGGUGUUUGAGGGGUUGUACAUAGCAGGUAGAAUACAUACGACUUAUGAAUGAUGACUGAAUAUCAUACAA
Molecule: messenger RNA, 2920 nt
Organism: Aspergillus piperis CBS 112811
Lineage: Eukaryota; Fungi; Ascomycota; Eurotiomycetes; Eurotiales; Aspergillaceae
Exons: 3
Coding region: 32-2611 (859 amino acids)
Biological process (GO): nuclear inner membrane organization
Cellular component (GO): nuclear inner membrane; chromosome, centromeric core domain; mitotic spindle pole body
Source: RefSeq, a predicted model, not a curated record